UCUUUGGAGCUUACUUUACUCUCAAGACAUUUUCAACAACAAAGGAUAAGAAAAGCCAACCAACAGAACGAAAUGAAGUUGCUGCUGCUUGUGAUUUGCUGUAUGAUUUCCGCAUCACUUGCUGGUCUGAUUGACAAAGAGGCUAAACUGGAAACAGUGCUCAAUGAAGUUGAAGAGAUAUUGCAAGACCUGAAAGCUGAUGAUGAUUCGCCUCAUCCCGAACCACUAGGAGACAUACAAGAACUUGAAUCGAUGAUCAAUGAUCGUGAAUCUCAGGCAGUUUUGAGUGGAGCAGUGAUCGAGGGAGAUAUUUCACCAAAGCCAUCCCACAAACAAGAAUCAGAAGGGAGUCCUGCCGCCAUGGAGGAGAUGUUGCUUCACACUGAGAACAUUGACGAGGCAACUGCUGAAGUGGAAGCUGCUGGGGGCCAUGUUCUACUCCAACUUGGUCACAACCUCUUGGUUGCAAAAUUCCCUUCUCAUGUAGCCAAGCAGAAUAGCUUCAGUCAAGCUUCAGCCCAUAUUUCGAGCUCAGCAUCGGCGGAAACUUUGAACCAUGCUAAUGCCUACUGGAUGGCACGAGAAGAUGAGCUGAGACCACAACCAACGGUUCAAAAGUGGACCGAAAAAACAGCUCCAAUGGCCUUUAAACGAGAAGAUUCAGACGAAGGUUUUCAGGGAGAUUCACCAUAUCGCCAAACCAUGACUGGAAAGAUUGUCGCUCUUAUUCUUAUUGCUUCCGGUCCUGGUAGCUUAGCAAUAAGCAAUAGUGAGAAACAGAAGAUUAUAAGCGAAUGUCUAGCAGGGCUUAAAUUCUGGGCAAACCAAGCUCAGAAAAAUGGGGUUAGGUUGUCGUUUGUGAUGUAUUAUGGGAUGGCAAUAAUCUCUGCUUCCAACCCAACCUAUUGCUCUAGCUAUAAUUAUGCAUCUUGCCAUGACGUGUUUGCUAAUCCUACACUCCAAGCUUGUGGUUACCCAACUGGUAAAACUGGAAGGGACAAAUUAGCACAAACUUUCAAAAAUGCCGUUAGUGCUGAUGGUGCUUUCAUUGGUUUCUUCUCUAAGUACAAGCAAAGUCAUUUUGCGUAUGCCUAUUUUGGUGGCGGACCUCUAUACAUGCAGUACAGCAAUGACGGUUGGGGUUCCGAUCAGAUUGACAGGGUUUUCGCUCAUGAAGUUGGACAUGUUUUUAAUGCUCCUGACGAAUACACAAAGUGUAAUUGCUACCAAUAUUAUGGCAAGGGAAGCUGCACUGCUAAAAAUUCCAACUGCAAGACCUGCACUUCUUCUCAAGGUGGCUGCAUUAUGGACGGCAAUGAUCUGAAGCAUCUUUGCGAGUACACCAAGAAGCACGUGGGUUGGUGCUAAGAGACUUACAAGGAAUACUUGUAAACUGCUUACGGACUUGACCCUAUAAUUAUAGUGUGCUGUGUAUUAAAGUUUAGCUAUAAUACAUAAACAGUUGAGUAUAGUUAUUUGCAGCUGCAAUUAGAUCUAUAUGUAUAAUAGAAUUCUUAUUAAUGUGAUUGACAUUACACCUUAUUAAUAAUAAGUUUUGGUUUACGGUACAA
Halichondria panicea is the source of this 1571-nucleotide messenger RNA. RefSeq lists its product as uncharacterized. The record is from RefSeq and is a predicted model, not a curated record. The transcript is spliced from 4 exons. Bases 73 to 1368 code for a protein of 431 amino acids. NCBI's taxonomy places the organism in Eukaryota, Metazoa, Porifera, Demospongiae, Suberitida, Halichondriidae.